CGGGAGGGGAGAACCGCCUCCGGCCGCCGGCGGCCUCCGCCCCUCCUCACACGGGGCUUUGUCCCCUGGCGGCGGCGCUGAGGGGAGGCGGUGAGGCGGCUCCGCGCUGAGGGGCGCUCGCGCCGCCUCGCCGGCGCUUCUUCCCCUCCUACCCCCCCUCCCCGAUCCCCCCGGGAAGCGCCUGGCUGCGGGCUGCCUCUCGCUCCCCCCCCCUUCCCUUUUCAUUUUUAUUUUAUUUUAUUUUAUUUUAACCCCCUCCCUCCCUCCCGGGCGGCGGCGGCCCGCCUACCUUUCCCCCCCCCCUCCACCCCCAACCUCCCCUCAGCCGCCUUCCCUCGCCCGUCAUGGCGACAUGAGGAGCCCGCCGGCCGCCGCCGCCGCCCCGGGCAUGGGCCCCGCACGGUGCUGAAGCGCCGCGGAGGAGCCCCGGCGCCGCCGCCCCGCCAUGGGGUGCUGAUGGCCGGGCCCCGCCGGGCACCCCGCCGCCGCGCAGGGGAGGAUGUAGCCAUUUCUCCAAGGCAGAGGGAUGAGGUCAUCCAGUGGCUGGCCAAGCUCAAGUACCAGUUCCACCUUUACCCAGAAACGCUCGCCCUGGCCAUCAGCCUCCUGGACAGGUUUUUAGCUGCAGUAAAGGCCCGUCCAAAGUACCUCAACUGUAUUGCAAUCAGCUGCUUCUUCCUCGCUGCAAAGACCAUUGAGGAAGAUGAGAGGAUUCCAGUACUGAAGGUGUUGGCUCGGGAUAGCUUCUGUGGUUGUUCUCCAGCUGAAAUCCGCAGAAUGGAGAAGAUCAUCCUGGACAAACUGAACUGGGAUCUUCACAUGGCAACGCCACUGGAUUUCCUUCAUAUUUUCCAUGCCAUGGCAGUGUCCAGCAGGCCGCAGCUCCUGGCUCUGCUGCCCACGCUGAGCCCGUCACAGCACGUGGCAGCGCUCACCAAGCAGCUGUUGCACUGCAUGGCCUGUUUCCAGCUGCUGCAGUUCAAGGGCUCCAUGCUGGCACUGGCCAUCGUCAGCCUGGAGCUGGAGAAGCUGCUCCCCGACUGGCUGGCUCUCAUCAUCGAGCUGCUCCAGAAGGCACAGAUGGACAGCUCGCAGCUGAUCCACUGCCGGGAGCUCGUGGCACAUCACCUUUCCACUGUGCAGCCUUCUCUGCUGCCCAACUCUGUAUAUGUCUACAGUCCCCUCCAGCAGACCCUGGUGACCUGUAACAGAGGAGCGUUCCACCGCCAGCCCUCCUCUGUCCCAGGGCCGGGUCUCUCCAAGGACAACGGCCGGCCAGAAGCGCCAGUCACAGGUACAGCCGCGCUCUACCAGCGCCGUCCCGCCCCCGCCGGCGGCUGCAAACAGGCCUCCGCCAAGCGCAAGGUGGAAGAGAUGGAAGUGGACGACUUCUACGACGGGAUCAAGCGUCUCUACAACGAGGACCUCGCCCCGGAGGUCGUGGCCCUGGAGAACAUGGGCUCUGUUUGCGGCGCCGACGUCUCGCGGCAGGAGGGCAGCGUGUCCCCUUGCCCGCCCCUGCAGCCGGUGUCUGUCAUGUAGCUGCCAGUGCCACCACCCGCUCCAGGAGCCCCGCCGGACCCGGCAGCCCGCGUCCUCAGUGGGGGGAGAAAGGGCCAUACCUUGUCAGGCUGAACUGAAGGGAGCCAAAAAAAAAAACACCAAAAAAAAACCCCAGGAAAAAAAAAUCCCAACCCCUUUUGAAUUUUAUUUCUUGUGCGGCUAAUUAUAGUUCCACUAUUUAAGCACUUAAAAACACAAAAAAGUAUAAAAAUCUAAAAAAAGACCCAAAAACCAACCAAAAAAAAAGUAGCAAAAACCUGUUCCUUUCUAGUGUUGUCAGUUCCACUGUUUUUCUGCUCCUGUGUGUUGUAACCCAUUCUCCACACCUGAGAGCUCACAUCAACCCUGCAGAGCUGUUCCAGGUUUCCCAGCCGACUAACACCUCUCUGAUCCCAUUCCGACCUGCUCCUCACUCCCCUUCUGCUUGCUCUUUUUAAUUCUCAGCCAGUCUUGUGCUUGACGUUCUGUCCUGCCCCACAGCUUUUUCUUUUGCCCUUCUAAAAAAAAAACCUCUUUCCUUUUGUUAAUACUUGGGUGUUUAAAUGUGAUAAUACUGCAAAACUGGAUUUAAACAAAAGGUUUUAAACAAAACCCCAAACCAGUUCUCGCAAGCUGCUCCACACUUCAGUAAUGCCCACAGGAGUGUGAAGGUGCGCUGGAAGAACCCAGGGGCAGCUGGCCCUGGUGCUCUGCCUCACAGAGACUUCUCCAGUUACACCGGUUUGCUUCUCCCAACACAGAAAGCAGUUACUGCAUUUUCUAGCACUAGAACCAAAACGGUAUUUUUUUCUUGUUUGCACCGAGAAAUGUUGCACUCAGUGUAAAUUUUCACCAAUGCUUUACCCUCUCCAUGAAGUGUAAGCUUUGAAUUGUGCAGAGCCUGGUUUUGCCCACACUUUUCCCAGCACCGCUGGGUGAGGUGCCGGGACAGCUGUGGAUGCCUGAGGUUUGGAAUGUGUGUCCCUGUCAGUCACAAAACCAAAACGAAAGACCCUGAUCCUCGAGUUUUGUGUUCAUGUAACUUCUAACCAAGAGUCAGACCUUUAAACCUGUCUCGUCCCUGUGACACCCCGUUCUCAGAACGCCCUGUCCCGACUGUACGCUCUCUCCACAGCCCUGAGGAAGGUAUCCUAUCUGGAGCCAUUGUACUGAUGAAAGCCUUCUGGUAGCAAUAAAGAAAGUUGUCCUGGA
Molecule: messenger RNA, 2754 nt
Organism: Pseudopipra pipra
Lineage: Eukaryota; Metazoa; Chordata; Aves; Passeriformes; Pipridae
Gene: CCNI
Product: cyclin I
Exons: 6
Coding region: 457-1542 (361 amino acids)
Biological process (GO): mitotic cell cycle phase transition; regulation of cyclin-dependent protein serine/threonine kinase activity
Cellular component (GO): nucleus; cytoplasm; cyclin-dependent protein kinase holoenzyme complex
Molecular function (GO): cyclin-dependent protein serine/threonine kinase regulator activity
Source: RefSeq, a predicted model, not a curated record